Lytechinus variegatus (green sea urchin) is the source of this 1672-nucleotide messenger RNA. It is a transcript of the gene scly, whose product is annotated as selenocysteine lyase-like. The record is from RefSeq and is a predicted model, not a curated record. The coding region runs from base 147 to 1508 and encodes 453 amino acids. NCBI's taxonomy places the organism in Eukaryota, Metazoa, Echinodermata, Echinoidea, Temnopleuroida, Toxopneustidae. The transcript is spliced from 14 exons.
CUGUCCCAAUAUGCACAGUAUAGCACGUACACGUACAGAGCUAGCGUAUAAUACGAGCUGUUCAGACUGCGGAUAUCGGACUAGACGAGAUAGAGCCGAGAUCAUCAUCCGACUUGUUCUAUUAUUGGGGUCAGUUCUUAAGAGUCAUGUCUGUCGCGCAGGAUCAGAACAUCAACAAGCAUCUGAAAAGGAAGGCCCCAGACACUGAGAGACACAAUGGAAAAGUGACACGAAAAGUGGAAACGGCAGAAGAUGCCCUGUCUUCUUCUGCAGAGCCGAUCUACUUGGAUUACAAUGCGACCACACCGGUAGCGCCAGAGGUCAUUGAGGUCAUAUCAGAAACCUUAUCAGCAGCUUGGGGGAAUCCAAGCAGUUCUUAUCCACAAGGUCAACUAGCCAAGCAGUUAAUCAACAAAGCCAGGUCACAGGUUGCUGCAAUGGUAGGGGCAUCCCCCAGUGACAUCAUCUUUACAUCAGGUGGAACAGAGGCAAAUAACCUGGUCAUCCAUACAGCCAUCGAGCAUUUCAAGAACAGUGUAGGCACAUCCUCAUUAAGCAGACCACACAUCAUUACAUCCAACCUAGAACAUGACUCAAUCAAACUUCCCCUGGAACAUCUAGUGAAUCAAGGAAUUGCCGAUGUGACCUUUGUACCAGCCUCCAUAGAAACGGGAAGGGUGGAAGCACACGCCGUUAUCAAUGCUGUUCAACCGACCACCUGCCUCGUCACAAUAAUGCAUGCAAACAACGAAACGGGGGUCAUCCAGCCAGUAGAAGAGAUAUUUCAGAGAUUAAAAGGAAUGACCCAUGACCCUCCCCUGCUUUUACCCAGAAUCCUCUUGCACACCGACGCUGCUCAGACGAUAGGCAAGAUCAGGGUUGAUGUUGAUGAUCUGAAUGCAGACUAUUUGACGAUAGUUGGUCACAAGUUUUAUGCCCCAAGGAUAGGUGCAUUGUAUGUGAGAGGCCUUGGAGAUUCUACCAGCGACAGAGGUGCACCUCUGUACCCCAUGCUGUUUGGAGGAGGACAAGAAAGAAAUUUUAGACCAGGGACAGAGAAUACGGCCAUGAUAGCAGGUUUAGGCAAGGCUGCUGAGAUUGUAACAGAGAAUGUGAAGCAGUUUGAAGCCCAUAUGAGAAGAGUACGAGACUAUCUUGAAGAACGCAUCGAGUCCACGUUCCCAGGUCAAGCGUGUUUCAAUGGAAAAUGUAAGGGAAGCGAGCGGAUACCCAAUACGUGCAAUGUUUCUUUCCUCGGUAGAAAUCGACAAGGAAGAAAGGUUUUGUCAGAGGCAAAAAUAUUCCAGGCCAGUGUUGGAGCUGCAUGUCAUUCUCAUACUGGAGACAGACCAUCACACAUUUUGCUUGCCAUUGGAGUUCCAAAUGAGGUGGCUGUCAAUGCGUUGAGACUAAGCGUCGGACGUCACACCACCAUCGAGGAUGUUGAUAUGAUUCUGAAGGAUCUCCAAGAUUCUCUAAGAACAUUGGACUCGGAGGUAGAUUCUUAGACAUAUAUGGGAUGGUAUUCCGAUAUAAUGAAACCUAGCUUUAACCCUAGGCUAAACUAUAACUUUAAAUCACACUCCUGUUGAGUGCUUGGCUUCAUAAUAUUUCUUCCCCAUUUGUGGCAUUUAUAAUGAAUCAAUUAAUUUAUUUAUUAGAACAUAUUUAA